AUGGGAUCUGCGAUUCCUGUAGAAAUCUUCGAAGACGACGGAUUCGAUUGGGAAGCAGCAGUAAGAGAAAUCGAUUUGGUUUGCCUGCAAAAAGCCUCAAAUGCAUCUUCUUCUUCGACCCAUUUCACUCCUCCCCCUCCUCCACCGAUUCCAAAGCCUAAUGUCACUAAACGCCCUCCUGCUAAACGACAAUCUACUCUCGAUAGUUUCGUCGGAAGACCCGAGCACAGACCUCCUUCUCCGCCGGAGAAUCAAGUUGCUUCCGACCCGAAUUUCGACGCAUUCGAGUGUGGUGAUAACAACAACGAUAAGAGCCCCUGCGUUGGGAUUGAUCCUGAGACAGCUAAAACUUGGAUUUAUCCAGUGAAUGUUCCUCUUAGAGAUUAUCAAUUCGCUAUAACAAAGACUGCUUUGUUUUCAAACACAUUAGUGGCUUUACCAACAGGACUUGGUAAAACUCUUAUAGCUGCAGUUGUUAUGUAUAAUUACUUCAGAUGGUUUCCAGAAGGUAAAAUUGUCUUUGCCGCACCUUCAAAGCCGCUUGUGAUGCAGCAGAUUGAAGCGUGUCAUAACAUCGUAGGAAUACCACAAGAAUGGACGAUUGACUUGACUGGUCAGACAUGUCCUUCGAAAAGAGCUUACUUGUGGAAAAGCAAACGGGUUUUCUUUGUUACUCCGCAAGUGCUAGAGAAGGAUAUACAGUCAGGAACGUGUCUUACUAACUACUUGGUUUGCUUGGUGAUUGACGAGGCACAUCGAGCUUUAGGGAAUUAUUCUUACUGCGUUGUAGUUCGUGAGUUGAUGGCGGUACCAAUACAGUUGAGAAUACUGGCUCUCACUGCAACUCCUGGAUCAAAGACGCAGGCGAUUCAGGGUAUCAUUGAUAAUCUGCAGAUAUCCACACUUGAAUAUCGGAAUGAGAGUGACCAUGAUGUUUGCCCUUAUGUCCACGACAGAAGAGUAGAACUAAUCGAGGUUCCUUUGGGUCAAGAUGCAGAUGAGGUAUCUAAACGUCUGUUAGAUGUUAUACGUCCAUAUGCAACGAGGCUUAAAAAAUUCGGGGUUAAUCUAAGCAGGGAUUGUCAAACUUUAAGUCCACACGAAUUACUUAUGGCAAGGGAUAAGUUUCGUCAAGCACCUUUACCAGGCAUUCCCCAUAUAAGUCAUGGAGAUGUAGAAGCUUGCUUUUCAGCUCUUAUCACUCUUUAUCACAUUCGUAAGCUUCUUUCAAGUCAUGGAAUAAGGCCAGCGUAUGAGAUGCUUGAAGAGAAAUUGCAGCCAGGGCCAUUUGCUAGAUUGAUGAGUAAGAAUGAAGAUAUUAGAAAGACGAAGCUUUUGAUGCAGCAAAGAUUGUCAAAUGGAGCAACAAGCCCAAAAUUGUCGAAGAUGUUAGAAAUUUUAGUUGAUCACUUCAAAGUGAAAGAUCCAAAGACAUCACGGGUCAUUAUUUUCUCAAACUUCAGAGGAAGCGUAAGAGACAUAAUGGACGCAUUAAGUAAUAUUGGAGAUUUGGUCAAAGCAACAGAGUUUAUUGGCCAAAGUUCAGGUAAGACACUGAAAGGGCAGUCACAAAAAGUUCAGCAAGCUGUUUUGGAGAAAUUUAGAGCUGGUGGGUUCAAUGUUAUUGUUGCAACAUCUAUUGGCGAAGAAGGCUUGGAUAUCAUGGAAGUCGACCUAGUUAUAUGUUUUGAUGCUAAUGUAUCCCCUCUGAGGAUGAUUCAACGCAUGGGAAGAACCGGGAGGAAAAGCAGUGGUCGAGUUGAUAUCCUUUCGCUCGCUUAA
Messenger RNA from Microthlaspi erraticum, 1782 nucleotides. Lineage: Eukaryota; Viridiplantae; Streptophyta; Magnoliopsida; Brassicales; Brassicaceae. The record is from the annotation of a GenBank genome assembly.